AUGGUAAAAUCAAAAAAACAACGAUCUCUGCUAGCUUCUCGAUUUGGGUCUAAUGAAGACAAGGAAACACAGGAAAAUGAAAUUGAAGCUUUGAAAGCACCAGAUAUAAAAAUUGAAAAUGCACGCGGUCUUUCAGAUGAACAAUUGAUUAAAGUUCGAGGACAUAUAUCUCGACUUAUUAAAGAUAAUCUUGGACAAGAGAUGGUUUUCAAUAUUGCUCAGUACGUUCAAGAGUUUAUAACUACGAAUAACAAUGGCGUUAAAGUUUUGGUUAAACAAUCUUUUCAUGAGCAAAUGUUAAGUCGAAAUGAAAAAAUAACAAAGGCUGAACAAGAAAAGGCAAUGGAAGAAAUGGAUCGUGCACGUCAAACUGAAGAGCAAGAACGAACGGCAGAGAACUUGUUAUUACUUCAAAAAAUUCAUGAGGAGGAACAACGUCUAAGGGCAAAGGUCGAAGAAGAAAAACAAAAAAGAAAGACCUUGAAAGCUAAAGAUGCGAAUCCAUUAACGGACGCAUUUUCAGUGUUUAAAACUGUUAACUUUGAUAGAAAAAUCGUGCUGGAUCCUGGAGAUUCAUCGAUUAAAGAUGUGGCUCUAAAGGACCGUUAUGUUUUAAUUCUGAAAGAUAUUGAAAUUUCUGAACCGCACUACUUAGAGCUGGCCGGCAAGGAGAAGUUAGAAGAUAUUGAGAAGGAUCUUGAUCGUAUUAAAAAGCUUCGUCAUUCGAAUUUAGUCACUGUAUAUGAAUCCGAGCUUGAGAGAUGUGAAUCGGUGUGGAAUUUGCAUAUUCUCAUGGAAUAUUCAUGUGGAGGCACAAUGGUUGAUUUAUUAAAAAAAUGUGCUGAGUGUGAUAUUCCACCAGCUGUCCAAGAUGUUCUUAGAACUAUGUUUGAAAA
This is a messenger RNA of Racocetra fulgida, 896 nucleotides long. The record is from the annotation of a GenBank genome assembly. NCBI's taxonomy places the organism in Eukaryota, Fungi, Glomeromycota, Glomeromycetes, Diversisporales, Gigasporaceae.